UGCCCACGGUCUUGCCAGAUGACUCGGUGCCCGCGGUCUUGCCAGAUGACUCGGUGCCCGCUGUCGUGCCAGAUGACUCAGUGCCCGCUGUCGAGCUUGGUGACCCGGUGCCCACGGUUCUGCCAGAUGACUCGGUGCCCGCUGUCGUGCCAGAUGACUCAGUGCCCGCUGUCGAGCUUGGUGACCCGGUGCCCGCGGUUCUGCCAGAUGACUCGGAGCCCGCUGUCGUGCCAGAUGACUCGGUGCCCGCCGCUGUCGUGCCAGAUGACUCGGUGCCCGCUGACGUGCCUCUGUCCGCUGCCCAGCCUGACGUGCCUCUGUCCGCUGCCCUGCCUGACGUGCCUCCGUCCGCUGCCCAGCCUGACGUGCCUCCGCCCGCUGCCCAGCUAAACUGGCCAAUAACUGAUUCCCAGCCUGCUCCUGGAAAUCCUGUGUCCAGCGACCUUCCUUCCUGGGUUCCCCUACAUAAAGAGAAGUCUGCUAGCAGGAAACCCAGCCAGCCGGUUGACUCCGGCAGUAAGAUAUCCUGCCAGUUACCUGACCCGGGCGGUGGAACAUUUUGCCCACUAAGGACUGUUUGGAGCGUCCUGAGGCCGCUCCUUGAGGGGGGGGUACUGUCAGGAAUGGACUCAGCACUGGUGGUGGGACUCACCUGCUGUGUGGGCUGCAGUACUAGGGCUGACCAGCGGGUGCUCUCAGCAGCCAGAAGCUCACUCCGGCAAUCAGCCAACACCUGGGCUGAUUGCAGGAGGUGUAUUUAAGGAAUGACCAGGUCUGUGAUCUGGGCCUUGGUGUUUGUUUCCCA
Messenger RNA from Staurois parvus, 805 nucleotides. NCBI's taxonomy places the organism in Eukaryota, Metazoa, Chordata, Amphibia, Anura, Ranidae. The record is from the annotation of a GenBank genome assembly.